GUCGAGCUGCGCGCUCACGGAUUCCUCUUUGUCCUCUGCUAGGUCUAGGUAGACGACCACUCGAACCCCCCAGCCGGAUCAAUCCAACAUUCCAACGCCCCUGGACCAGAACACAUUGCAUUGGUGAACACAUUUGUGAGAGACGGACUCCACCGCGUCCCCCUUCCUCCUCAGCCCUACAGCUUGCACGCCGCGUGUACAGCACUCUCCUCUCCGCGACGACCACAAUAGCAACAGCAGCAGCAACACCCACGCGAACAAACAACAACAAUGACGACCUCGCACCCCACAACGGCCACACAAGUGCGGAUAGUCGCGCGGAUCCGACCCGUGCUGGGGUCCGAGAUCUCCAAAGACAUCGUGGUGACUCAUUCCGGGUCGACGGUGUCGAUGCCGAACCCGAAGAACGAGAAGGAGACGUUUGCGUUUCCGUUCCACGCAGUGUACGGGAUGGAGUCGGACCAGUCCAGCGUGUUUGCCGAGGUGUCGCCGACGCUGAAGCACCUGUUCCGCGGCAACGACGUGACCAUCUUCGCCUACGGUGUUACUGGGAGCGGGAAAACGCACACCAUGAAGGGGAAUAAGCCCGUGGCUGAGAGAGGCAUCAUUCCACGCCUGCUUACGGCGAUCUAUAGAAGGGGGAAGGACCUCGAGAAGAAGAGCGCGGGAGCGACGAACAUGGCUGUCAUCAUGAGCUACUACGAAAUCUACAACGAUAGGGUCUUUGAUCUCUUCGAGGCGCCGGAGAAGCGCACGCUCGCUGGCCUCCCACUCAGAGAGCAGAACGGCAAGACUCAUGUGGUCGGGUUGACGGAGAAGGAGAUCAGCACGCUGAAGGAGUUCGAGACCCUGUAUGAUAAGGCGAAUACUAAUCGCAGCACAUCGGCCACCAAAUUGAAUGCGCACUCGAGCAGGAGUCAUGCGAUUAUCUGUGUGCGUGUCGAGAUUGUGGAUAGCACCACCGGCGAGAGGAAGAUUGGCACGGUCAGUUGUAUCGAUUUGGCCGGGUCCGAGGACAACAGGCGCACGGCGAACGAUAAGGAGAGGAUGGUUGAGUCGGCAAGCAUCAAUAAGUCGCUGUUUGUGUUGUCACAAUGCGUCGAGGCAAUGUCGAAGAAGAUGAACCGGAUCCCAUACCGAGAGUCGAAGAUGACCCGCAUCCUAAGCUUGGGCCAGAACAACGGAAUGACAGUAAUGAUCUUGAAUCUCGCGCCGACCAAGAAGUUCCACCAAGACACCCUGAGCGCCCUCAACUUCGCCAACCGCGCAAAGACAAUCGAAGUCAAGAACGAUCCACCACAAAUCCACCAUCCGCCGCCGAUCCCGAAUACAAGACUAGGCCCGGUGUCGGGCGCGCCAGUACGUGCCUUCGGACUGACCAAGAGCAAUACCACCCUCAAUCGACCAUUAUCCGGCGAUGCACCCGUCAAGGACCUGCACAAGAAGCCGCUCACGAAGGAGAUACAGAAGCCAUCGAAGCCGGUGCAACGGGUUGCUCUGACUGCAAAGCCGCUGGGGACACAAAGUAAUGGCAUCAAGAAAUCUUCUCGCAUCUCAGACCCAAUCAAGAUCCGCCGCGUCAAGGAGAUGAACAUCGAAGACAUCGUCGAGAAGAAAGUCGAAGAGAUCCUGGCGGCACGGGCCCUCAACGAAGCCCGACCAGACAGAACUCAAUCCGCGAAAGACAACAGCGAGGAAGUCAACAAGCGUCUCGAACUGCUGGAGAAGAAGCUCGAGAAGAAGGCGGACGCGCGGGCCGAGGGUCUCACAUACAUCCUCCUCGCAAAGCAGCACGUCCAGCGAGGCGAGGACUUCGCGGCGCUUAGUAUGUACCGCCUAGCACUCAACUACUUCCCGGACAACGAGAAGCUGCUGCGCAAGAUCUCAGAUCUCGAGGAGCGGCGGAAGAUGGCGGCGCACCGGUCUUCGCCCGAAUUGGGUGAUGACGACGAGCCGGAGGCGAAGCCCAAACCGAAGCCGAAGAAGGCGUUCUCCGUUUUUAUGGACGACGACGAGCCAUUGCGGCCGGCGAAGCGCGCGCGCUCCAUGAGCACGGGCAGCUACAACCUUGAGCAGUCGCCGCGCACGCGGCAGCUGCUGCACAUCAUCAACUCGGAGGACGUGGACCAGAUCAUGCAGCUGAAGGGUGUGGGCAAGAAACGCGCAGAAGCUCUGGCCGCACACGUCCGCGAACUCCGGGAGAACAACGAUGACUUCCCCGCUAUCAAGGACUUGGAGGAUCUGGGUAUCAUCAAGGGCAUCGGCUCGAGCAUGGUCGAUAAGAUGAGGUGCGGUAUCGAGGUGUGAUGUGGUGUAGCGCGUAGGUUGGUGUGUGUGUGUGUUGGUGUGUGUGUGUUGGUGUGUGUGUG
Molecule: messenger RNA, 2369 nt
Organism: Tricharina praecox
Lineage: Eukaryota; Fungi; Ascomycota; Pezizomycetes; Pezizales; Pyronemataceae
Product: P-loop containing nucleoside triphosphate hydrolase protein
Exons: 5
Coding region: 271-2307 (678 amino acids)
Biological process (GO): microtubule-based movement; DNA repair
Cellular component (GO): microtubule; kinesin complex
Molecular function (GO): microtubule binding; DNA binding; ATP hydrolysis activity
Source: RefSeq, a predicted model, not a curated record